Molecule: messenger RNA, 5769 nt
Organism: Mustela lutreola (European mink)
Lineage: Eukaryota; Metazoa; Chordata; Mammalia; Carnivora; Mustelidae
Gene: CD276
Product: CD276 molecule
Exons: 10
Coding region: 364-1974 (536 amino acids)
Source: RefSeq, a predicted model, not a curated record
CACGGGCAGACCAGCGCCCCCUGGCCCGAGUCCAGAAUCUGGUCUGGGGUCAGGGGCGGGGUCCGGGCCGAUGCCCUGCCCAGCGGGCGGGCUCAGGCCUCUGCCCGGGACUGCCGCCGCGGGGCCAAUCCCGCCUCUGGGGCGCACCGGGGCUGCCCUUCCGGGCCCGCGGCUUCCUCCAGCCCGCCCCGCCCCUCCCCUCGGCCUCUCCGGGCCGUCCCCGACCCCCACUCGGGCCCGGCCUCGCGGCGGCGGCGGCUAGACAGCGCUCCGCCGCGUCCCCGCGUCCCGAGAGCCGGCCGCGGCGCGGCAGGGGCAGCCUUCCACCACGGAGAGCCCAGCUGUCAGCUGCCUCUUGGGAAGAUGCUGUGUUGCUGGGCCAGCGCGGGUGUGGGCGUGCGUGUGCCCUUGGCCACGGCCCUGGCAGCGCUGUGGGUCUGCAUCACAGGUGCUUUGGAGGUCCAGGUCCCCGAGGACCCCGUGGUGGCCCUGGUGGGCGCCGAUGCCACCCUGCGCUGCUCCUUCUCGCCUGAACCCGGCUUCAGCCUGGCGCAGCUCAACCUCAUCUGGCAGCUGACAGACACCAAACAGCUGGUGCACAGCUUCGCUGAGGGCCGCGACCAGGGCAGCGCCUACGCCAACCGCACUGCACUCUUCCUGGACCUGCUGGCCCAGGGCAACGCGUCGCUGAGGCUGCAGCGCGUGCGCGUGGCGGACGAGGGCAGCUUCACCUGCUUUGUGAGCAUCAGGGACUUCGGCAGCGCAGCAGUCAGCCUGCAGGUGGCGGCUCCCUACUCAAAGCCCAGCAUGACCCUGGAGCCCAGCAAGGACCUGCGGCCCGGGGACACGGUGACCAUCACGUGCUCCAGCUACCGGGGCUAUCCGGAGGCCGAGGUGCUGUGGCAGGACGGGCAGGGCACACCCUUGACGGGCAACGUGACUACGUCGCAGAUGGCCAACGAGCAGGGCUUGUUCGAUGUGCGCAGCGUCCUGAGGGUGGUGCUGGGCGCGAACGGCACGUACAGCUGCCUGGUGCGCAACCCUGUGCUGCGGCAGGACGCGCACGGCUCGGUCACCAUCACGCCCCACAGAAGCCCCAUAGGUGCCGUGGAGGUCCAGGUCCCCGAGGACCCCGUGGUGGCCCUGGUGGGUGCCGAUGCCACCCUGCGCUGCUCCUUCUCGCCCGAACCCGGCUUCAGCCUGGCGCAGCUCAACCUCAUCUGGCAGCUGACAGACACCAAACAGCUGGUGCACAGCUUCGCCGAGGGCCGCGACCAGGGCAGCGCCUACGCCAACCGCACUGCACUCUUCCCGGACCUGCUGGCCCAGGGCAACGCGUCGCUGAGGCUGCAGCGCGUGCGCGUGGCGGACGAGGGCAGCUUCACCUGCUUUGUGAGCAUCAGGGACUUCGGCAGCGCAGCAGUCAGCCUGCAGGUGGCGGCUCCCUACUCAAAGCCCAGCAUGACCCUGGAGCCCAGCAAGGACCUGCGGCCCGGGGACACGGUGACCAUAACGUGCUCCAGCUACCGGGGCUAUCCGGAGGCCGAGGUGCUGUGGCAGGACGGGCAGGGCGCACCCUUGACGGGCAACGUGACCACGUCGCAGAUGGCCAACGAGCAGGGCUUGUUCGAUGUGCGCAGCGUCCUGAGGGUGGUGCUGGGCGCGAACGGCACGUACAGCUGCCUGGUGCGCAACCCUGUGCUGCGGCAGGAUGCGCACGGCUCAGUCACCAUCACAGGGCAGCCCAUGACCUUCCCUCCUGAGGCCCUGUGGGUGACCGUGGGGCUCUCUGUCUGUCUCGUUGCACUGCUGGUGGCCCUGGCCUUCGUGUGCUGGAGAAAGAUCAAGCAGAGCUGUGAGGAGGAGAAUGCAGGUGCUGAGGACCAGGAUGGGGAUGGAGAAGGAUCCAAGACCGCCCUGCGGCCUCUGAAACACUCUGAAAGCAAAGAAGAUGAUGGACAAGAAAUAGCCUGACCACGCGGGCCAGGGGUCCUGCCCUCAACAGACGGCUCCCACUCCAGCAGGUCUGCUCAUUCUCUGAAGGACAGAGUGACCUCCCCGCAGCCUUCGUUCUCCAAUGGAUGUGAUUCCCAAGUCAUCCUGCUGCCUUAUUUCUCCGGUGACACGAUACAUAAACCAUUCUGCUGUCUGGUUUCUUACGGACACCACCCCACCGCCUUAUUUCUCCAUGGAUAUGCUGCACGGACCGAGGCUGGCUGCCUCUUUUUCUCCAAAGGACUCAAUAUUCAGACUGAUCCUCUUCUGCCUUAUUUCUCCAAAGACAAGAUACACAGUCACCCCUGGCCUUCUUUCUUCAGUGGCCCUGAUACACUAGUUUUCAUUUCUCAGCCUUUUCUUCCACCCUCCCCCACCCUGGGCUCCUUUAAGCCCAUCUCCUCAGACAGGGACACUGCAGCUUCAGCAUCUCCUCGAGUCCACAGGCGUCUCCCACCUCCCCUUCCUCUGGCCCCAGCCUUUUCCCUCCCUCACUAAGUGAAUGCAGGGCCCUUCCCCCAGGCCCGCAGAGGCACACAGGUGCAUGUGCUGGAACACGUGCCAGGACAGGUAGGGACCUCCCUUGGCCCAGUCUCUCCCGUGGUGCCCUGGGCUGUGCCCUGGGAACUGCCUCCCCACGGAAAGCACGUGCUGGUCACACUGGGUGUCUGGAUGUCUGUGUGGGCCCGCUGGGGGCCAGCCCCUAGCCCCCUGCUUUGCCCUCCUCUCCUUUUGUUCACCCAUUCUAGUCAUGUUCAUCAAGCAUCCGUAGGGUGUCAGCACUGCCUUGGGCACCUGGGACAUGGUGUGAGAAGAUAGGCCCCUCCUUUAAGGAGCUUGUCCUUCAACUAGGGACCUGUGAGCAGACAGAUACCUGCCUGCUACAGUCUGUGGCUCUCGAGCAGGCUCCUGCCCUGCUCCCUACAGUACCCUCUUCUGUGCCCACAGCCUGCUGGAUACCUCAUGCCCACCGCGUCCUCAUUCCCUCCCCAGAGCAGGGGGUAGGGAUAGCAACCUGGAGACAGGGCAGAGCCUCUUGCUACAGUCGGAGAAUCUAAUGGUUUCCGAAGUCUUUCCAGGUGGGAGCAGGGGGGCAGGCGGCCACGGUACCCUGUGAGAGCAGAAGUGUAGGGGAAGCCUGGGGAUGGGGCAGGGCCAGGAGGGCACAGGGAUGCAGCCCCUCACCACUCCCUCCCACCAUGGUGCUAUUCUGGAGCCGGGAGGAUACCUCCUGGCUUGUCUCUCACCGGCCCCCAGCCUCCAGAAUGCUUCUGAUGUCCUCCCGCUGACAUUUCUUCCUUCCUCCGGGAAUGGAAGAGGUGACAUGUCUAAUUUAAAUGUGGGACUUUGAGGAAUUUUGUUAACUGGGGGUGCAGUUUGGGAAAAAUAAAUGGCUUUGUAGAAAGCUUUUUCUCCGAGAAGUGUGUGGAAGAAGGUUGGGCAGCAGGACUUGGCAGGAAGCAUCCUCUCCUGGACAUUUGAGGCCAGAGUGGGCCAGGCCUGUGUCUCCACCCUUUCAUCGUCCUUCAGUGGCUGGGCCUCUGUGACCAUGCAGCCCCUCCCUGGCCACAGUCUUCCUCCUGGGACAGUGAAGUUGGCAGUCUAGAAAGGCUUGGAUCCUCCCUUUCCCGGAAGCACCACCUAAUUUCUUUAUCUUGGGAGGCUCAGAUCCUGGGCCUGUUUAGGGCCACUUCUAGCACCCCGUUUUGUAGAUGGGGAAGCUGAACCCUAGUAGGAAGCUGAUGCCAGGAAGGAGCUCUCUCUGCAUGCUGUUGGUGACUGACCCGUUGGAAUGGGCACUGGACGUGAAUCAGAGGUCCAGGGCCGGAACCUCAUUUUACUCUGUGACCCUGAGCAGGGCAUCUAGUUUCUCUGGACCUUACUUUUCUUACAUAAGAAACAGACCUGAGGUUUUCACCAUCCUCCACCUCCAAAGACUGAGAAGAAGGGGGGAAUGUGGCAUAAGCAGGUUUCCAGGGGGGCUGGGUUCAGGGGUGUGGAAGCCUGCAGAACACACUGUGCCCAUUUGCCCCUGGGUGACAAGGUGCUGGGGCAGCAGGAGGGGCCUGUGCUGGAGGUCAGGACACUUGGCUUUGGUUCCCAGCUGCACUACUAACUUGUGACCGAGUCCUUCAUAUCUCUGACCCCUGAUUUCCUUACCCAUUAAGUAGGGCGCCGAGUCCUCCCCUGAAAUGUGCACAGCAAUCUUUACAAACCAGAGCGCCUAUUAUGAAAGCCCGUGGCCCUCGCAGUGAAACUGGUCACCCUGCUUGAAGUCCCACCACGGGUGCUCUGGGUGGAUUUUAGAAUCAAAAGACUUGUACCAGGGCUCUGCCUGUGCCCCGUACUCCCCCUUGUACCCUCGAGCUCGUUGCUCACGCCACUGGGCUAAGCUCUACCUGCCAGGUGGGGACGGCAGUGGUUCAUGUUUCAUAGAUCUCUCUGAAGGUUGGACAAGACAGUGGGUAGAGAGACAGGCAAACCAUAAAGGCCAGGGUGCAUGUGGGGGCUUAUUUUUCUUCCCUGCUGCUGGAGCUGCACUCUUACUCCCUAGGUGACUUUGUAGAUGGAGCACAGUGACCUCAGUUUGCCUAUCUGUAGAAGAGGCAUGGGAACCAGUGUUUUUUCUUUCUGACGGGGCCAGGAUAAGCCUGGAUCAAAUGUUCGCAGGAGGGACCCAGCCGGUGGGGGGGCUUUCCUGGGGACUGAGGGGUGAGGAAGGUAACCACUAAGUCCCCUGUCAUAAAUGCCCCAGAGAGCAGUAUUUUUAGCUGCCUUUCCUGGGCAAAGCUCCAACUUCUGCAUUUUAAUGGAGAAAUAAUUCUCACAGUGCGACAAGCUGUAGCCUGCAGGUGUCAUAUCCAUAUUAAAGAGGGGACAGAGCAAGGGUUCAUUUGCCUGGCUCGAGGUGUGACCAGAAUUCACCUCCAGGAGCACUUGUAAGCAGGGCUGUGAAGACCAAUUAGUGGAUCUGAUCGCUCAGAGGGAGGGGCCUGGGUGGGAGGUGAAGACAGCAGGGCUGGGGGUCCUGAGCCAUCCUGAUUGUCCUUUAACAGAGCAGCGUGCCUCUGCUCGUGCAAGAGCAGGGUCUGUGCUUUCCCCAGGUCCGUUCAAGGGGGAGGCAUCUGAACUUGCCCGUCCCAGGGGGCAGUUGCUGACUGUGUGGGCCAGUGAGCAGAGUGACUCUCACAGCUUCUGAGCUGACCAGUACCAAAGGUCCUUCUACAAAGCCCAAGUCUGAAACUGAAAUGUGAAGCCAAGGUUUGCCCCAAGUAGCAAAAUCCUGGACCUCCAAGUGCAGGGCUCUCGCAGAGAAGCAGGAGCUGAGGAAGGCGUGCAGUAAUGUGUGUGAACAUUGCAAAUGCAAACAAUAUUAUGUUAAACUAACAAAUACAAACAAAGCACCAGGGGCCCAAAAUGGCAUCGCUUCGGCCAAGUCCCUACACUGGGGCUUAAUGUGUCAUCUAAUUGCACUUUUGACCUCCCCCAAAAAUAUCGUCUUAGUAGGGAUUUUCUGUAGGGUUGCCAAUGAAUCUUCCAUGUGAGCCUUCUCUGUCUGCCAAAGGAAGAUUAGGUCAUCUGCAUGAUAAGAUCCCUGGCUUUUCCUGUUGCUUUUCUCUGCCAGGGAAAGUGGCCUUGCCUAGAACAAUUCUUUUGCCAAAAUCUUUCUUGCCCCACCCUCCUAUAAGAACCUUCCCUUUUGUACAACUUCUGGGAGCUUCCCUCUCCUAGCUUGGUGGCCUGAAUUGUUUAAUAAAGCCAAUUAGAUCUUCA